AUGGCCCUGAAGCUUCUUUGUCAAAGCCUAACCAAAACCAAAACAACCAUCGUUAUCCAUUAUUUCUCCACCACGGCCGUUGUGGCUUCCCCACCAAAGUAUGAGAACCCAACAGGAAUUACCAUGAAAAGUGUGAAAAUUGUGGGUCAUCCACUUUACCUCGACAUGCAAGGGACUUUCCUAGUAGACCUUAGGAUUUUGGAUUCAAUGUUUUCAUUCUACCUUUCUCGUUAUAGCAACCCUCAAUCUCAUACUUACUUCUAUGGUUGGGAAUUGAAAAUAGCCACUAAAAGCACCCGUUUACAAAUAGGCACACUUAUUGGAGCUUUCCCAAAAAAAAUUGUCUACUUUCGGUGCCAUGGAAUUGAACAACAUCUCAAUGAAAAACGUCAUGCAUUUUUACAAAGACAAGAAACACCAUGUCAUGAUGAUGCAAACGAAGCACAAAUGCAUUUUGGAUUCUUACCAGCAUCUUCAACAAGAAGGUUUUGA
Molecule: messenger RNA, 492 nt
Organism: Durio zibethinus
Lineage: Eukaryota; Viridiplantae; Streptophyta; Magnoliopsida; Malvales; Malvaceae
Source: RefSeq, a predicted model, not a curated record